AUGCAUUCUUCUAUCUUCGUUAGUAUUAAUUUCAGUAUCAUAUAUAGACAUCGAGUAAGAGAUCUCGUGAGCAUAUUACUCUUUACUAUUGUCGUGUCCAUAAUAAUCGCGUUGGAUGCUUACAACUUUCGGGAUUCUGAUUUUAUAUUACAUACUACUCUUCACACUCUCUUCAUCGAACAUCCUAAAAUUUCCUAUCAAUACUGUCUUCAGACUGAUGAAAAUGGGAAAUGGACAUUAUGGCAUAAAGUUAUGGCGGGAAUAAGAGCCAGUUUCGGAAAUCGAAUUCAACUGUCAGAAUUCUUUGGUAUUUGGAAGGGUGUCUAA
Molecule: messenger RNA, 327 nt
Organism: Priceomyces carsonii
Lineage: Eukaryota; Fungi; Ascomycota; Pichiomycetes; Serinales; Debaryomycetaceae
Exons: 1
Coding region: 1-327 (108 amino acids)
Source: RefSeq, a predicted model, not a curated record